AACUGUUGUAACCUCAAGACACCACAGACGAAGGGAGGCUCACACUAAAAAGUUUAAUCCUUCUCUGAUAUCUUUCUCUUUAUAUAUAAAAAUCGAGAUGACCAGAGGAAAACCACUUUAGUGAAAAUAUUUUCUCUUUCAAGAAUCAAAAUAUUUUCUUAGGGUUUUAUGAUUCUAUAGAGAGAAUUACAGACAAGUGUGAAUAUGUCCACCACCACCGAUAGGGUUCCUGUUGAGGUUUGUAAGGGAAUUAAUGGUCUUGAGAAAGUCAUCUUAAGAGAAGUUCGUAGUUCGGCUGAGGUAUAUCUGUAUGGAGGUCAUGUGACGUCUUGGAAGAAUGACCAUGGGGAGGAGCUGCUGUUCGUCAGCAGUAAGGCCCAAUUUAAGCCCCCAAAGGCCAUUCGUGGUGGCAUUCCAAUAUGCUUUCCUCAGUUUGGAGGUCAAGGAAAUCUUGAACAACAUGGGUUCGCAAGAAACAAGAUUUGGAGCAUUGAGUCUGAUCCACCUCCAUUUCCAACUGUUAACUCCAAUAAGGCUUUUGUUGAUUUGAUUCUCAAACCGACCGAGGAUGAUAUAAAGACUUGGCCUCACAGUUAUGAAUUUCGUCUAAGAAUUACUCUGGGUCCUGGUGGAGAUUUGAUGCUAACAUCCCGCAUCAGAAAUACCAAUACUGAUGGGAAACCGUUUACUUUCACAUUUGCGUAUCACACCUAUUUCUCCGUUUCUGAUAUAAGUGAAGUAAGAGUAGAAGGACUUGAGACAAUCGAUUAUCUGGACAACUUGCAAAACAGGGAGCGAUUUACUGAACAAGGAGAUGCCAUAACAUUUGAGGGUGAAGUGGAUAAGGUGUAUGUAAGCACACCUACUAAAAUUGCAAUUUUGGACCAUGAGAAGAAGAGAACAUUUGUGUUGCGGAAAGAUGGACUUCCAGAUGCAGUGGUAUGGAACCCUUGGGACAAGAAGGCAAAGGCUAUGGCUGAUUUCGGGGAUGACGAAUAUAAGCAUAUGCUGUGUGUGGAGGCUGCAGUGGUGGAGAAACCCAUCACCCUGAAACCUGGAGAGGAGUGGAAAGGAAGGCAGGAACUGUCUGCGGUUCCUUCCAGUUACUGCAGCGGUCAGCUGGAUCCACAAAGGGUUCUCCAGACCAGUUGAAGAAAGAUUCUAUCCUUUCCGGUGCCAUAUCCUGUACAGAGUGUAUGUCAAAAUUCUGGAAUUGGAACUUGACAAGUGAAUGAAUUCUGGCCCAGGUUGUCUUCUCUCUUUUUUUUUUGCUGGCAAGGGGUGGGGAAGGAUUCGUCAGUGCAGAAGUUUCCAUUAAAUAAAAAAUUUUCUUCUUUUUUUUUUUUUUUGAUUUCUCUAUGGACUAUACUACUCUACUCGGCAAAGUCUAAAGGCCAAAUAUCGCUUUUAUAAGACGAGAUAAAAGAAUCUCUGGCAACCAGUAACAGAUUUUUUCUUCUUUUUUUUGUAUACAAUUUUUCUUUCUCUUCUAUUCUUAAGAACAUCAUAGAAGGGGAUCGAUAUCAUAUGGGGUGGUAGUCAUGUGAAAGCUUUGGAAACCCAUUUUCACCUACUGCUAUGAACUAUGGACUUUUUUUUUUUCGCCAUGUCAAAUCCCAGAGUGUUUGGUGAUUAUUAUAUAUAUAAAAUCUUGUAUUUGCUUUA
This is a messenger RNA of Papaver somniferum (opium poppy), 1665 nucleotides long. RefSeq names its product putative glucose-6-phosphate 1-epimerase. Bases 205 to 1152 code for a protein of 315 amino acids. Gene Ontology annotation, molecular function: carbohydrate binding; isomerase activity. The transcript is spliced from 9 exons. The record is from RefSeq and is a predicted model, not a curated record. NCBI's taxonomy places the organism in Eukaryota, Viridiplantae, Streptophyta, Magnoliopsida, Ranunculales, Papaveraceae. Gene Ontology annotation, biological process: carbohydrate metabolic process.